Messenger RNA from Clavispora lusitaniae ATCC 42720, 366 nucleotides. RefSeq names its product import motor complex subunit (gene PAM16). Lineage: Eukaryota; Fungi; Ascomycota; Pichiomycetes; Serinales; Metschnikowiaceae. The record is from RefSeq and is a predicted model, not a curated record. Gene Ontology annotation, biological process: protein import into mitochondrial matrix. Gene Ontology annotation, cellular component: TIM23 mitochondrial import inner membrane translocase complex.
AUGGCCCACAGAUUAUUGGUAAAUGUCAUUUUCACAGGCGCCGCCGUUUUCGGCCGCGCUUUCACUGAAGCAUACAAACAAGCUGCCAAGGCCAGCGCUACCGCCGCAGCCACUGGAGCCACCAAAGCAAAAUCUGUUGGAGGCAUUCCUGUGGAUGAAGCGUUGAAGAUUUUGGAUAUCGAUCGCAAGGAGUUGACCCAGGCGGAAAUCGAUAAGAAGUAUGAGUACUUGUUCGAUGUGAACUCGAAGGAAAAGGGUAACUCGUUCUACUUACAGUCCAAAGUGUAUUAUGCGAUGGAUGCGUUGAAAAAGGAACUCGAUUAUCUAGAGAAGAUGAAGAAGGACAAGACGGGCGAGUCUGCGUGA